Salvelinus fontinalis (brook trout) is the source of this 1210-nucleotide messenger RNA. RefSeq lists its product as uncharacterized. Gene Ontology annotation, molecular function: nucleic acid binding. NCBI's taxonomy places the organism in Eukaryota, Metazoa, Chordata, Actinopteri, Salmoniformes, Salmonidae. The record is from RefSeq and is a predicted model, not a curated record.
GGCGAAAAAAUGAUCAAGCUCUGUUUGUCUUGUUGAGCUUUGAUGCAGAGUUUCUACCUGACAAGAUUUCCGCUGAGUGACGCCAAAAGACUAAAAAAGUGGAUCCAUCAGACGAGACUGAAAGCCUGGAAGCCAACCAAAAGCUCCAGACUGUGUUCCGAGCAUUUCGAGGAGAAGUACCUGAUAACACCCUCAACUGGGCGUGGUGUUCGUUUACGUAAUGAUGCCAUUCCAACUAUAUUUUCCUUUCCUAGUCAGUUCCCAAAAAAGAAAACAGCUGGAACGAGGAAAAGAGUAACCUUGUUUCCUGAGGAUUGUGUUCCUGAGGAUGUGUCAACAAUUCAAGCUCAGCCAAAGUGCUCUGCAGAGUCAACACGGUUGAAGAAGACUCCCAGUUACUUAAACCAUAGUAUAUGGCACCCAAGUCGUUUCCAUGACGACUACUGUGUACCACAGAGUAUUGACUGGGCUGUGAAAGAUAAACCAAAUGAAGUCCCACCUUCAGCUUUACAAAAGCAAGGGCUGAUCUUUAUCCCCAAGCUCGCAAUCAGGUGGGAUGUUUACCUGGCUGCCAGUGUGUUCAGCUUCUGCUGCAAGGAGCACCCCACCACUAGACAAAUACCUCUUUCUCUGCUGCGCUGCAGAGGGACUCAGUCUGUCUCCACCUCACCAAGAAAGCUGCCUUACAAUGGGAUUAAAGGAAGAACCUUUGUCAUACUAGAGGCCCAACCACCUACAAAGGAAGUCUGUGUGGAGUGCAAUCAGUGCUUGGAAUGGAUGUUGGUCACUCAGGACUCUGAGCUGAAGAGAUAUGAGGAGAUGAAACUUGGGGAUGAGGACUACACCCACACCUGUGUGAGCUGCAGGGUGGCCAUGAGCUGCAGGGUGGCCCUGGAGGUCAUGAGAGGUUAGCAGACAAGGACAUGAAGAACUGGAUGUAAAUGAGAAAGCGUUUCAAACAAGGACUGAAAAGAUGGAGGAUAUAAUAAGGACGUUGGAAACCAAGUGGUGGUGAAGGAAGAUGUUGAUAUAGGAGUGAAGAGGUUAUAGGAGUGAAGGUUCCUAGUGGAAGAAGUACAUGUUGUGUAUGUAUUUGUAUAAGUUGCUCUGAUGGCCCUUUUGUCAUUAAAAACAACGGUAUAAAGUGUUUAAAUUACAUUUUGAUUGUGUUUCUUAAUUAAAUAAAAACUAAAAUGUUAUCUGAAUAAAA